AUGCCCAUGAUCCUUCGGCCAACUUACAGGACGUGCUCCGAAUUGUCUGACUACUUAGCCUACGUCGUUUUUGUCCUCUACCAUCUCUCAUCCUAUUCGACAAGUCUUAUUGAGGAGGAACACGAUAUUUGGUUAGUUUUGGAAGUUGUUUUGUUCUCGGAGAGCCGAGGACUAAGUGGAUGCGUUCGCACGCGAACCGCGCCGAGCACAGAUUUGCGAACGAGUCCUGCGUCAAACAAGUUUUCCAUCUACGCCUGGGUAUUACGUUUCUUCAACGUUAUUCUGCACAAAAUGGCUACCAUAGUAAGAACUCCGGAAAAAUCUGGAUAUUCUUCGGAAACGAGCGGCGUUGCACUACUAUGUCUUCACCGUUUGGCAAUGAGCUUCACGUCCCAUACCAGGAGAAGAUGGUCGAUGAGACAAGGUGGCUUAACCAUGUUCCGGGCCUAUACCUACAGAAUAAUACCGCUUGCUUUUUUAGAUGUUCUACCCCCUCCAAUACUGCCUGAAUUCCGAUUCAACGUCCAAUUACUCGAGCACGACUUUAAUGACAGAUUCUCACUUAGCAGAGCUCGCCGAAAUGGGUAUGUCUAG
Messenger RNA from Cooperia oncophora, 594 nucleotides. The record is from the annotation of a GenBank genome assembly. NCBI's taxonomy places the organism in Eukaryota, Metazoa, Nematoda, Chromadorea, Rhabditida, Trichostrongylidae.